CUACUGGACACACGUGACAGUGCAGUCGCCAUAUUGGUGGUUGCUAGGAAACGAUUAACAGAAGUGGCCUCACAUCAGAGGGUCUUUUGAAUCAGCGAUCGUAGAUAUCAUGCCUAAAAAAGGAGGACGAAAGGGAGGAGGUGGGAAACAUGCUGGCAUGACAGAGGAGGAGAGACUUCUGUAUGUGCAGCAGAAAGCCCAAGCGGAGGAGGAGAUGACCAAGAAAAAAGAAGAUAUGCUUACACAGUUCCUCAAAGAUAAAUUGGAGAAGGAAGAGAGGAACACCGUAUUGAACCUUGACAAACUUAAGCAGCAGUGGCGGGCCGUUUUGACGGAGAGCAAGACUGUUGAGUUGCGUAAUGACAUGACGGUGCUGUCUCAGACCUUUGAGAGAGUCCUCGACUGCAAGGACAGCAUCAUUCAGAGUUUGGUGGUUGAUUUGAGCGAGAGGGAACAACAGUCGGAGUUAGCCAGAAGCUCUCAUCUCCGCAACAUGGACUUUCUGUUAGAGCUGCAUGGAAGUCGGCUGGUUGAACUGGAGUCGUACUUCAACAGCGGUUUAGAAGAACUCAGCUCUGAAUAUAAUACUGAGAGAGAGCAAAUCCUUUCCCAGCAUCAGCAGGCAGAUGCGUGUUUAGGCAACCUGAUGUUUUCUAUGGAAAAGCAAUAUGCGGAUGUUGACAGUGAGGCUAAACACGACUACAACAGCACUCGCAAUCAAAUAAAAAAUCAGAGCAAUGAAGAUAAACACACAGUGCAGGCUCAGAUGGAGGGGGUUAUGGAUAAACUAUCCCGAGACAUGCAGCAAGCUUUACAUGACUACAAUAAAGCCACUGAAGAUAAAAUCAUCGAAACAGAGUCUCUACGCAUCAACGACGAGCAAAGCACCAAAGAGAUCAACACUCAUAAAAAGCAAAUUCAGAAAUUGCAGGACUCGAUCACAGCUCUGCGAUCUCAGCCUGGCCCAGGUCAAACUGAAGAAACAUCUCAAUGCCUCCGAUCGACCUGUGAUGAGUUUGCAGAGAAAAUCCAACGUUUCAGAGUUCAGCUCGGUGAAGCCCAGACCGUUCGCAGACAGCAGCUCACAAUGCUUUCAGUUUAUAGCAGCGAUGCUGCUAAAAAACUAAAGGAGAUCAUAGCUGUGGGUGAGAAGCUGUUGCGUCUCUCUGAGAUGUGUCGUAAGCUAGAGACUGAAAAUGAGAAGGUUGUGCCCUUCUACUCGUCUUCAUUAAGCCCUGAAGAACUGAGACAGGAGAGAGACACAGCUGUGGAGUCUCCACCUGAGAAAUUCGCUCACCUGAUGCAGGACUGUUCUCCUCUCGCGAUGUUCUGGCAGCGUUACAACAAAGUGCAGCUUGAGCGUUUGUGUCUGAGGCGUGAGAAGCAGCUGUUAGAUCGAGAGAACGAGCAGCUGAGAAUCUAUCUGAAGCGCUACCUGGAUGGGAUUUGUGUUUCUGAUGAGAACCACAGGAACCCACUGCUGAUGGUGUCGUCUCCUCCUCUACAGACCCCGGAUUAUACGGAGAGACGCGAUCAGAAACGCUAUGUGGUCCAAGAAGCUGCAAAUAUUGCACAGCAGAGGUUCUAGGGAAUCCAUAUCUGGGUGUGAAUCUGACAGCCUAUUCAAAUUACAACCAAAAUACUACAUUGCACAUAUACACAGUAAAUGGGUAAAAAAAUAAAUAUUGAUCAAGACAACAAAUCCAGUGCAUUUGAAGGGAUUGUCUUUGGUUUUCUUGUGAAGUAUUCAACUGUGUAAACUUAUAUUAUUAUAUUAUAUAAAAAAAUGUAUAUGUUUAAAGAUCAGUUCACCCCAGAAUUGUUUCUAUGAAGUGUUUUGAAGCGGGUGGUCGUGUUGAUUUCUAAACCGGCGACUCAUUAAAACUUCACCUUUGACCUUUAACUCUUUCUGACAGAGUAUUUACCUGGAGGAAAGUGUAAACAUUCAGGUCAGAUAUGUAUUUGGGGACACGGUUAUCUGAAGGUUUAGCUGAAUCAUCAGUAUUUUGAUCCAGUUAUAGUUCGUAGUUUCACCUGCACAGCACAUUGUAUUGCUGAUUUUUAUUUAAUAUUGACUUUAGACGUUAUCGCAAAUUAACUAUACGGCAGUGAAGUUGAAACUUUUUUAACCAAAAGGCCUCCUUUUA
Messenger RNA from Paramisgurnus dabryanus, 2147 nucleotides. It is a transcript of the gene drc2, whose product is annotated as dynein regulatory complex subunit 2. The record is from RefSeq and is a predicted model, not a curated record. Gene Ontology annotation, biological process: cilium-dependent cell motility; axonemal dynein complex assembly; regulation of cilium movement. NCBI's taxonomy places the organism in Eukaryota, Metazoa, Chordata, Actinopteri, Cypriniformes, Cobitidae. Gene Ontology annotation, cellular component: axonemal dynein complex; axoneme.